CCAAAAGAUAAUAACAUCGAGUCUUCUUUUCAACUCUCUCCUUAAGGCAUAGCAUAAGAAAAUGAAGAUAUCAUCAGUAGGAUGGAUCUUUGUCCUUACCUUAAUCUAUGUUACCAUUGUUUCGAGUGCACCUGCACCUAAGCCAGCACCAACACCAGGACCUAAACCUAAACCUGCACCAGAACCAGCACCUAAACCUAAACCGGCACCUGCACCUAAACCUGCACCAGAACCAGCACCUAAACCUAAACCGGCACCUACACCUAAACCUGCACCAGCACCAGCACCAGCACCAGGUGGAGAAGUUGAGGACGAAACAGAGUUUAGCUACGAGAAGAAAGGAAAGAAGGGGCCAGCUAAAUGGGGAACAAUAAAGGAAGAGUGGAAAAUGUGUGGAACAGGCAAAAUGCAAUCUCCGAUUGAUCUUAGGGACAAAAAUGUCGUAGUUACUACUAAACUUGGAUCUCUUCGUAGCCAGUAUCUGCCUUCUAAUACCACCAUUAAGAACAGAGGUCAUGACAUCAUGUUGAAAUUCAAAGGAGGAAACAAAGGUAUAGGUAUCACUGUCAACGGUACUAAAUAUCAACUUCAACAACUUCAUUGGCACUCUCCUUCCGAACAUACAAUUAAUGGCAAAAGGUAUGCGCUUGAGAAACACUUGGUUCACGAGAGCAAAGAUAAACGCUAUGCUGUUGUCGCUUUCUUAUACAAACUGGGAGCAUCUGACCCUUUUCUCCUUUCGUUGGACAAACAAUUGAAGAAGAUAACAGAUACACAUGAGGCCGAGGAACAUGUCGGAAUCAUUGAUCCCAAAAAACUAAGUUUUAAAUCAAAACUUUAUUAUAGAUAUAUCGGAUCACUUACAGCUCCUCCCUGUUCUGAAAAUGUUAUUUGGUCCGUUGCCAAAGAGAUUCGCACUGUGACAAGUAAACAAGUGAAACUUCUCCGUGUGGCUGUACACGAUGAUUCAAAUUCAAAUGCGAGGCCGCUUCAACCAAUCAAUAAGCGUGUGGUGUACUUAUACAAACCAAAAGCUUAGUUAAUGAAUAAAAACAGUAAUAUAACUUAUUACUAAUCUUUAAUUCUUUAUAUUAUAAUGUACACCAAAAUGAUGUUUUUAGGAAGAAACUGAUGACUUCGUUUUGUUUAUUUAAAUAUAUAUAGUCAUCACCCACUCGUGUUAUAAAAUGGUUUUUUUUUUAUGUUAAAGAGGAGUUGACCUUUCCGGUGGUCAGAAUUUUAUUGAAAAGAUCAGACUAACCUCGGCUCUAAGCUUUAUAGUAUCCCUCUCCAUGAAUUUUCAGUAGUCAAACCAUCAGAUAACAGAGAAAAUAAGUCUCCUUGUAAAUUGAUAUGACUGAGAAUUGAGAAUUCAGUGUUAGCCAAUGAUAGAGAAUGCAACCACCGGCAUCUUGGCGAUUCAAUCCUUUGUAUACAGACUGAGCAAGGCAUUGUAUACCGUUUACAGAGUUCCUACAAUAUUGACAGUAGUAAUCUUUGUUCAA
Camelina sativa (false flax) is the source of this 1505-nucleotide messenger RNA. Its product is annotated as alpha carbonic anhydrase 8. The record is from RefSeq and is a predicted model, not a curated record. Gene Ontology annotation, biological process: one-carbon metabolic process. Gene Ontology annotation, molecular function: carbonate dehydratase activity; zinc ion binding. Lineage: Eukaryota; Viridiplantae; Streptophyta; Magnoliopsida; Brassicales; Brassicaceae.